This is a messenger RNA of Abrus precatorius (Indian licorice), 1625 nucleotides long. RefSeq names its product phenolic glucoside malonyltransferase 1-like. The transcript has a single exon. The coding region runs from base 37 to 1458 and encodes 473 amino acids. The record is from RefSeq and is a predicted model, not a curated record. NCBI's taxonomy places the organism in Eukaryota, Viridiplantae, Streptophyta, Magnoliopsida, Fabales, Fabaceae.
UUAUCUUCGAACAAAGAACCUCACAUUCUGAUUAACAUGGCUUCUCACAACAACAUCAAAGUCCACGAGCACUCCUUCGUUGCUCCAACAUCACUCACCCAAACAGCAUCCCUUCCUUUAACUUUCUUUGACUUGUUUUGGAUCAGAAAUCAGCCUGUUGAACGUAUCUUUUUCUUCUCCUUCCAUUCACAGUCACACUCAUCUUUUUUCUUUGAAAAAGUGGUUCCAAAUCUCAAAACCUCACUCUCUCAUGCUCUCCAACACUUUUUUCCUCUUGCUGGCAAGAUAGUUUGGCCCUGUGAUUUCAAAAAACCGAUCAUUCAUUACACUCCUGGCGACGCUGUUUCUUUUGUAGUUGCAGAAUCUGAUGCUGACUUCAAUCACGUGUUAUCCAACACACCCCAUGAAACAGCAGUAUCUCGUUCUUUAAUACCCCACUUGGAAUCUUCGGAUUCUCAUGCUUCUGUUAUCUCUCUUCAGAUAACUCUGUUCCCAAACAGAGGAUUCAGCAUAGGCAUCAGCGCCCACCAUGCUGUUCUUGAUGGGAAGUCUUCAACUCUGUUCCUCAAAGCUUGGGCUUUUCUAUGCCAAACCAACAAUGAAGAAUUAUCUUCAUCAUCCUUAGUGCCAGAGUUAGUUCCUUUCUUUGAAAGAACGGUGAUCAAAGAGCCAACUGAGUUAGGAGCUAGGAUACAUGAUUGGACCGAAGUGUUAUCCAAAUUAUUCCCUCAUAAAAGCAACGAUGGUCGAAGCUUGAAGAUUCUACCUUCUCAACCAAAAAUUGUGGACACAGUUCGAGCGACGUUCGUGCUCACCCGAGUAGAUUUGGAUAAGAUUAAGAAAAGAGUAUUGUCCAAAUGGGAUGAUUUGAAUGGAGGAGAAUCGUCAAAUUCAAAGCCAAAGACUUUAUCAACCUUUGUUAUCACAUGUGCUUAUACACUAGUUUGCAUAGCUAAAGCCAUAAAAGGGGUUCAAAAGGAAAGGCAGAAAUUCGCUUUUGGGUUCACGGUGGAUUGUAGGAACAGGUUAGAGCCUCCAAUCCCCGAAAACUAUUGUGGAAACUGUGUGUGGGGUCAAUUGGUGGAUACCGACCCAUUGGACUUUAUAAAGGAAGAAGGGGUUGUUAUUGUUGCUAAGAGCAUUUAUAAUAAAAUAAAAAAGUUGGACGAGGGAGUUUUUCAAGGUGCUGAUAAAGCACAUGGUAGAUAUAUUGCUUUGGCAAAAGAGGGAGUUGAAGUAAUGGGAAUAGCUGGGUCGAACCGAUUUGGUGUUUAUGGGAUUGAUUUUGGCUGGGGAAAGCCUUCUAAGGUGGAGAUAACAUCAGUCGAUAGAGGCUUAACCUUUGGGUUCACAGAGAGCAAGGAUGGUAAAGGUGGGGUUGAAGUUGGGCUUGUUCUCAAUAAGCAUGAGAUGGAUCUCUUUGAUACCUUCUUUCAUGGAGGGUUAUGUGAUGAUUGACGGAAAUUUUUCUUUCUAUUGUUGUCAAAUUUCGUGAUUUAUUUUUAUUUUGGUUUGUUUCGAACCUACGAGCUAAGAAAACUUUAAAUUUGUUGUUGCUAGAGAUUUGUGGAACGGAACAUAUUAUGUACUUUUAUAUUUUAAAUCUCUCUAUUAAAUAAUUUCUC